AUUUGUUCUCUAAACGUAAGUUCACCGAUCAUUUCGUUCGUCUGUGUGCUGUAGUCUCAUUUUUGCUCAUGAGUGCUCAAGUUUUUGGGCGUUUCUCCUCACAGUUUUCUCUCUCUCAUUUUCAACUCGAGACUUGGAUAUUUUUGGUAAACAUGAGCGAAUUGCAUAGCUGAUCGAUUAUCUACGCAAAAAUAACGACCUUCUCUGUAAUUCAACCACUUUUAUUUAUUUAUUUAUUUAUUUUAUUGCCGCGUUCUCAAAAACUCUGUGGGCAAGUUUGACAAUGAUCGAUCCGAUGCAGCACAGACCAGGAAGUGUUGCUUACGAGAACAGUGAUUCACACCGUCCAUCCCAAGUUUGCGAGGAAACCAGGACUGACACAUUUGAAAGAUGGCUGAGCAGCUACAAAAGCUUGUUGCACAGAAGAAGGAUACUGUCGAGACUGUCAUGGAAGUGUUUGAGCAGGGCGCGGAAGUGGUGGCCAGCAUUGCUGGAGAUCUGUUCCCUGUUUUCUCCAUCGCAGCCCCUAUUGUGAAGCUGGCGUUGGAUAACGUGGAAAGCAAAGAAGCCGUGUACAUGAAGGAGCAGUUCCAGAAGGUACGAGACCGCCUGGAAGUCGUUUCUGAGGAGAUCCAGCAGAUAAACGAGGAAAUCAAGAAAAGCGGGAUAGAUGCCACCUAUUUCUCAGUGGAGGAGAACAUGACCAACCAAUUCCGCAAAUUUAUGGACGUCCUUAAUGCGAAGCCUAAAUUCCGAGAAGUCAGGAAGAACGAAUUCCUGAAGCACUUUGCUAGGGUAGAUGGUGACAAAAACUUGCACAUUCUGUAUAAUGCCAUAACAGGAGAUAACUUUUCUGGAGAGUCUGUGCUGGAGAUCAUUCUGAAUUAUGAGCAGAAAAGCCGCAGGGUGGUGGAGGAUUUCUGCGCUAGACUGAAGAAACUGUUUUGCAUCGGUUUGAUCGCCUUUCUUGGAUACACAGCACUGAAAGGAGAUGAUGACGAAAAGGUGCUUCAACAGUGGAAUGAAAACAUGAAAGUAGUCCAGUCAAAAAUGAAUGUCGUUAUUGAAGACUGCAUCAACAGCUUCCCGGCGCAGGCCGAGAUGGAUUCCAAACGUAUCGUGAGAGACCACAGCGACAAGAGCAACCAGCAACUGGCUGACAUGAUAGUAGAGCACUAUAAAAAGAAGUACGACUGGGUGUGCUGGUCAGUCCGCAUCUUUAACUCGCCCACAGGCCUGUUCACCAACAAGAAAGACUUCCAGUGUUUGGCAGGAAAGAGUCGGUUUCAGGUGCAGGCAUCAGAUGAGAAGCUAAAUGUUGUGAUCUCCUACAGCUCCUCGCCUGAACCCAUAGAUAAAGCCCGGAUACAGAACCUGAUCUCGGAACAGAAGAAUCCCAAGGUGAUAGCUGUAACGGAGCAGCUUUUUGAGACAAUUCCCCUCUGUGUGGUCCAUACAGUCAAGACCUCAUGCAAAGACAUGGGCUUCUCCUGUAGCUUUUCUGAUGAGCUGCACUACUAUAAAGAGUUUAAGAACUUCUAUGUCUUUCUUCAUUCUGCUUAAAGCAGGCAUGGAAAUACCAUAGUCAACAGCUAAGCCGAAGUGUUCACAACAUGAUAUUUGAUCAAACAUAUGGACCAAAAUAAUUACACUCUAAGGACAAUUUUUACAGGGCUGAAACAUAUUUUAAUGACAAUUAAGUUGUAAAACUAUGACUAAUAUACUAUAUUAAUUAGGAAAGUAGUACACUUUAUUUGUGUUUGUUUUCUAAAGUUGUAACAACACUUUUAAUAGAUCAGAUUUGUGCUUUGUCAUGGUAUCUAUUGGGUGAUGGAUCAUUUUUGGAACUGAGAUUGUAACACAAAAGUUUGAAUUCAGAUAGAGGUGGCUCAGACUAGUUUUGUACACAAAACUUCACAAAGCUCCAAUCAGACUGUCCAACUACAAUAAAACUUCUGGGGGUCGGGGAAGAAAUAAACACUGUAUAUGCUAGUUUCAUGGCUUUAAAUCUUUGAAAGAUAUUCAGAGUUUUGUUUGACACAUUUAGUAACAUGCAGUCGACAUAUUCAUGAGAAGAAUUGUAUAUUACGCUUUGUGUUCGGAGUUAUGUCUGAAAUAAUCAGUACUUCGAAUAUUUGGAUGGAAAUAAAUUCUGAUCGCAAAGUCUACACACAUUUAAUACUCGUUUGUUCUGUGUUUUCUGUACAGCCGCUCAUGCAGACUUCUGCUCCAUAUUUUUAAUGUUUUUUUUUUGUUAUUUUUCACUGGUCUAUUACUGUGGUGACAUCUCUGUCAGAUUUACCCUCCCCUAUUUGGCAUGUAACAACAAAGCGAACUGUGGUUGGUUGCUUUACAUGUCAGUCAGAUGGUCUUUUCCUGUCCAAGUAGGCAGUUCUUGGCCCCUGUAAUUAAAGUUUAAAAGAAAAAAGGCUGUGAAAGUAGACACUAGACUUGACUGAGCACCCAUUUGAGCCCACACACAGUGUUGUUCCAAAGCUGAAAAAAAAAAAAGUCUAUAGUUUAGUGGUGGUCAGCAAAAACGUUCCUAUAUUUCAGAAAAAUGUCUUUGCAGGUUGAAUAUUAGUCAACAUGAGAUCAAAAUGGACCCUGCUUACUUUCUUAAUACCUAAUUCUGGUCUUGUUUAGCACAAUUCAUUGGAGCAUAUUAUUUCAAAGAAAAAAUAUUUGCUUCAUAUUUAUCAAAAUGUAAUUAAUUGCUCUGCUUCUAAAAUGCCUUUGCUUUUUAUUUGAAGUCAGUUGAGUUCCAACCAUCUGACUCCAUUUUGGUAUAUAAUGCCCACUUUUGACAAUCCAAUCAGUUUCUGGUGGAUAAAAUCAAGUCCCGCCCUACAUUUUGUUGUUGUUGUUGUUGUUGAAAAUGUUGUUUCACUGAACUUCAUUUCAUGUUAUGACAUGCCUUUUUUUUUUUUAUAUGUUCCUUGAGGUUUAAUUAUAAUAAUAGUAAAGUUGUUUGCACAAAAACAUUCAUAUAUUUGUAAAACAUGAUCAUUUUCCAUCCUUAUUUUGACCCUCUGUCAGAAACACUCUGUUUUGGUGCUGCUUCUCCUUUAAGACUUGACAGUAUACGCCCACUGUUAUGAUUGGCUCUCUGAUCUUGACUAUUUCCAACCUCAUACUGUAUAGCAAGGAAAUUUACACUACAAUUUCUCCUGCACUCAAAAACUAAUUUUAAGAUUUACACAUUUCAAUUGAAUAGCAAAAUUCCAUCAAAUUGUAAUCUUUAAAAAAAAAUAAAAAAAAAUCAAUUUAAUUCAGUAAAAAAAUAAAAUGUAAAUGCGUAAAUCUUACAAAUAGGCAAAAAUAUUUUUUGAUUUUGUUGUUUAAUAAAUCAAACAAUAAAUCAAUGUUUUUAAGUGUUGUGUGUCAAACAUUUUUACUGUUCAAGUAUUCAUGUUAGAGACACAGAAUCAUCCAGUCCACACCCCAUUAUUAGAUUUGGACACUUCAAUGAU
Molecule: messenger RNA, 3473 nt
Organism: Myxocyprinus asiaticus (Chinese sucker)
Lineage: Eukaryota; Metazoa; Chordata; Actinopteri; Cypriniformes; Catostomidae
Product: protein rapunzel-like
Exons: 3
Coding region: 391-1563 (390 amino acids)
Source: RefSeq, a predicted model, not a curated record